GCGCAGAGAGCGGGUUCUCAUUCUGCACAUCGGCGUCGUAGCUGUCGGAACGCGAUAUUAACCAGUGUCAGGAGUGGCUGACUGCUGGUAUUUUUGCAGCCUAAUUCUACAGAGUAAUCAUGGUUGGUGUUUAAAAUUAAAGAGAGGUGUCUCACGGUGCUUUGGCGCCUAGUGAAGACAAAGGGAAGGAAACACCAUCUUGAUCUAAGGUGAAGGACUUGGGGAGUUACUGACACGAAGAGAGCGUCUAAGAUCUUGAGAAGAAGCCUCUUCAUCAAGGGAAUCUGAGUGUCAAGAACUUUUGGAACAGAAGUUGAAAGAAAACCCCAUCAAAAUGCCGAAGAGUUCCACUAGUUUUUACACCAGCAACAUGUCGCUGGCAAGUUUGGAUCGAGCCAAAGAUUUUGUCAAAGGCUCAUUAAAAGCUCUGAACAUCGGAAGUUCCAUGGAACAUCGAAUGGAAUGCGAGCAGCCAAUUCUAGAAGCUUCGUCAAGUAAUACGUCUGUGAAUACAGAGGAAGUGCAAGGCUGGACACCUUUGCUGGUGUUGACAGGGGUGGCUACAACUGUAGGUUCAUCUAUUCCUGUUGGCUACAACAUCGGUGUAAUGAACACUCCAGCGCAUAUAAUUCGUGAGUUCUGCAAUGCAACAGUGGCUGAUCACUAUGGAAUCAAUAUGGGCCCAUCUCAAUUAAACAUCCUCUGGUCCAUCAUUGUUUCAAUCUUCCUUGUGGGCGGGGUGACUGGCUCACUGAGUGGAGGUUGGGUGGCUGAUCGCUUUGGAAGGAAAGGAGCUGUGAUAAUAAACAACAUUCUGGGUAUUUUGGCAGCCAUCUUGUUUGUAAGCUCACGGCAUGCAGGCUCAGUGGAGAUGCUUCUUCUGGCUCGCCUCGUUGUUGGUCUCUCCUCUGGUCUUGUCACAAGUACCAUUCCAAUGUAUCUGACUGAGAUUUCUCCUCUUAGCAUCCGUGGUGCUAUGGGUGUCUUGUGCCCCCUAGGGAUCACUGUUGGAGUCCUUGUUGCUCAGAUUUUAGGACUCAAGAGUGUACUAGGUCAAGAUGACACAUGGCAUUAUCUGCUUGGGCUGUUUGCCCUUCUUACCCUUUUGUCAAUGGUGGCUUUUCCAUUCCUUCCAGAGAGCCCAAAGUUUCUCUACAUUGUACGUGGACAUGAAGAGAAGGGGAUAAAGGAGCUGUCUCGUCUGCGCGGUGUGGCACCCGAGCAACUGGCGGAUGAGUUGGAGGAUCUGCGUGCAGCUCACAAGGCAGAGCAGGAGUUGGCAGCCGGUGGGGUCUCCUGGAGCAUGGGGAGUGUCGCUCGUGCCCCAACCCUUCGUCUUCCUCUCAUGUUGGUCUGCGCUCUUCAGGCUGGACAACAGUGCAGUGGAAUUAAUGCUGUGUUCUACUACUCGGUUACCAUCUUUGAAAGUGCUGGUUUGAGUAAACAAGGUAGCCAGUAUGCAAGCAUUGGUGCUGGUGGCAUUAACCUCCUCAUUACAAUCAUUGCCAUCCCUCUGGUGAACCGAUGUGGGCGCCGUAAGCUGGCUCUUGCCAGCUGCUGGACUGCAGCCAUCUGCCUAGUCGUACUUUGUAUUUCAAUUACUUAUAUUAAUGCUGUGUCUUGGAUGCCGUAUUUUUGCAUCUUUACCGUCCUUGCAUAUGUUUUUUGCUACGGUUUUGGAUUGGGUCCCAUUCCGUAUUUCAUCGGCUCAGAAUUGUUCCAAGUGGGUCCUCGUCCAGUUGCCAUGUCUUUCGGCAGCAUGGCCAAUUGGUUUGGUAACUUCAUUGUUGGAAUGACUUUCCCUAGCCUUCAAGGCCUCAUUGGGCAAUACUCAUUUCUUCUGUUUGCCACGACUACUGUAUUUUUGGCUCUCUUUCUCAAGUACUAUCUGCCAGAGUCUAAAGGUCAUGACCCUUGUGACAUAGCUGAAAUGCUCAAGUAUGGUCUCCGUAGUCGGAUAAAUGUCCCAUUGUCAUCUUCCCAAAAGAAGCAUCGUAAUUCUUCUGUCUGUGCCCCAGAUGCAGUGAGCAUCUCAUCUCGCCAUCGCCGCUUUUCAGAUAUCAAGAAUCCGGAUUCCCUUGUUCUGGAGAUUCCUUCCCCCCUGUCUCCAUCUGAAGUCUUUUCUAACUCAAGCAUGUUGGGCUCCCCAGCUGCUAUCAUUCAGCAGAACAAUUCAUAUACAAAUCUUCCUGCCAUUCCUGAGCUCCCAGGUAAGAACUCCAUUCUCCCUUCCAUCCUUACAGAGUCCAGUGCUAACAACGUUCCUUCCCCACUCCCUAUGCAUCCUGUGCGUUCCAUGUCACGAAUGAUGCCAAGUAUACCAGAAAACUUGGCAGGUACUAACAGCCGACUGGAGCAAGUGCUGACACCCAUGGUACAGAUGUCUGAUGGUCAUGAUGUGGCUGACGAACACAGUGGCAAAUACUUGCAGAGAGAUAAUCUGUAAUUAGUUAUUCAAGUUCAUUCUAAGCAUUAAUCCAGUUACAGAUGUGGUUGUUGUGGACAAAAGGAGGGAACAGAUCAAGAAUAUGUAGGAUACUGGGUUGAUGCCUUCUUAUGCCUCAAACUGAGAGCUUAUGGUGUAUGAUCUUGGUGUGUCUGAUUGGAGUAAUUUUAAAUUCAGAAAGCAAGCUGGAUUAAUGUAUAGCAUGAAGCACUUGUUCACAAUUUUAAAGACAGCAGUAAAUUGCAACUCAUUUACUAAUUUAUUUUUUCAGCACUUCUUGUCAGUCUGUAUCAACCUGCAUUUGUAUUAGUGUUCUUGGGAUUAUGAUGAUCAGUUUAUGUUGUAAACUAGGGGUUGAACAGUGUUUUAAAGUCCAGUAAACAAAUAUUUUAGUUUCCCAGGUGUUCCUGUUGACUCUGAUUGAAGGUUAAGAUCCAUUUCUUCCUAUUGUACUGCCUGUUUUAAACUAGGCCAGACAUAAAACAAUGGAGGAAAAGGAAAAUUGAAAUUAAAAGACAUUGGUUGUUAAGACACGCUAAUUUAUGAAUCUUAAACAUUGUUGAAUAUGGUUUGCCAUUUCCUUUGUGCCUCAAAUGAUGGCCUGACUGCCAAACCCAAAUGACAAACAUAAAUCAACGCUUUUUAUUCAUCGCUGGUGGCAAGGCACCUGUAUCGUUUAACCCCUGGUACUAACAAUAUUUACUCAUAUUAGAGGGUGAAUUAUUCACAUUCAUCUCUGCAGGGUUUGAUUUGUAAUUUUUCACACCAAAGGAUUAAUGGGUACUUUGUUUCAUGACUGCAGUAACUAUUAAGACAGUAAUCUGAGGUAGUAGACCUCCUGCAACUACAAAUCAGGCCCUGUACUUAACACCAUUCAGAGACAGGUGUUAUAACUUGAUUUAAAAGUUAUGAAGUGUAAAAGAAUGUUGUGAAUUCCAGUUACCUGUGUGUCUGGCUAAUGAAGCAGAAAAAAGAGUUUUUAUAUUCAGGUUGUCACGUUAUAGAUCCUUUUAGAGAUCUGUUUGCAUGGUGCCAUGUUUUUAAAAUUUGCCAAUUAGGUGCAUCACAAAUAUGAUUACAGCUGGAAUUCUUAACUGUACUUUAUUAAUAUUUCAGUAGCCUGUUGUGUUAAAUGAUCACUUGCAGUCUUCUUCCAUCCAUAAUGCAAUAAUAUCAGUAUAGAUUUAGACAACACUAAUCCACUUAGUUCACUGAAAUGUUUAUGUGCUACGUGUUUUGGCCACAGAACCUUGUCUGAAGAUGGUGAUCUUCAGGCAAGGAAUCCUUAAAAGUGUGUUCCCUGAAGAUGGCGCUGUGUGGCCGGAACAUGUAGCGCAAAAGCAUUAAAUGUAUAUAUAUAUAUAUUUUAGUGACAUUCUUAAACAUUUUAACAAACAUUUUAGUGAAUUAAAUGUGGAUUAUUGUUGUCUAAAUCUAUAUUGAUAUUGUUGCAUUAGAGACUUAAGAAGACUACAGGUGUACAUUAUUAACUUUAAUUUAUGUAAAAGUGACAUUUGUUUUGUUUCUGGAACAGGCUUUUAGUAACCUCCAUUGUCUGUGCAAUGCAUGAUAUAGUUUCAUUUCUGUAACUUGCAACACAAUGCUCUAAAAGGCUGGAAAUCUUUAUAAUAUUGUAUUUUAAUAGAUAAAAAUAUCUUGCAGUAUAUUAUUGGCCAUGAUAAUUGUGAAAGAUGUUUUCAAGUGGAGGUAGAAGGAUAGUAAAAAGAACUUGCAUAAUCCAGUCACAUGUAUGUACUUACACAACAUUUACUCAUAACUGUCUGAAUUUUCCAUAGCUUUUUACCUUCUCAUGUAGAAGCAUGAGAGUAAGUUUCAUUGAAUCACUGGUGCUUUUUACUCUGAAUGUGUGUUAAAAACUUUGAUAUUAAAUCACAAAACAGUAUUUUUGAGGUGGAAAGUGGAACAGGCAUGCACAAAUUGUACAGUAUGUAUGUGUGUUGAUGGCGCUGUCCUGGAUAUGACAUUGCCACAUUAUUUCCAAUUUUAAAUUGCAUAAUAUUGUAGAUUUAAGAUUUUUUAUGAGUAAAAGUAUAUAGUUGAUUAAAAUUAUUUAUCUAAAGA
This is a messenger RNA of Cryptotermes secundus, 4528 nucleotides long. Its product is annotated as solute carrier family 2, facilitated glucose transporter member 1. Gene Ontology annotation, molecular function: hexose transmembrane transporter activity. The transcript has 11 exons. Bases 335 to 2446 code for a protein of 703 amino acids. The record is from RefSeq and is a predicted model, not a curated record. NCBI's taxonomy places the organism in Eukaryota, Metazoa, Arthropoda, Insecta, Blattodea, Kalotermitidae. Gene Ontology annotation, cellular component: membrane. Gene Ontology annotation, biological process: monosaccharide transmembrane transport.